CAUCCCGAAAUCGAAUCAUAGGCUACACGAGGAAGGGAGAGAGCAAGCACCGCCACCAUAUCAAAGAAGCUGUAGUGUGCGAGAGACGCCCUAUACCUGAUGCCUUUCCCCUUCCCUUUACCGUAUUUCUGUAACUUGUUCCGUAUGUGUGACCACUGGAUACGAGUUUUGUCGUCAUGCAUUACCACGUACAAGAAGACGCCCCCGCCGGUGCCGCCGCGCACCACCCCACCCAAACCUGUCAUCUCCAUCACGGCCCAAAGCAGCACCGAGUCGGCCCAGGACGCAUACAUGGACGAGGGGUCAGGCCUCCGGACCCAGAGCAGCACAUCCCGGCCCCACCUGUCCAACUCCACUGAGAGCAUCGACAGUAUGAAGGCCCUGACGGCAGCUAUCGAGGCAGCUAACGCCCAGGUCCACGGCCCGGCCAGCCAGCACGUCACCAACAGCACCAUCACCAUCACCGCCACCGCCACCACCACUGCCUCCAGCAACAGCAAGAGAGACGCGCUCCGGAAGUGCCUCUCCAUAGGGAUACAGGUGGAUGGACCAGAGGACGUUAGGGGGACAGAGGAGCACUCCAAGUUCCAGUCAGUGGGUAUCCAGGUGGAAGAGGAGAGCUGUUACCGCAGGAUGACCAGGUCCAACAGUGUGACCACAGCGGUCCAGGCUGACCUAGACGACCCUGACUACUAUCCCGUCGACGCUCCAGAGAUGGUGAUGCGCCACUCGGCCACCAUGCCCCGCCAGUACUCCCGGGACUCCGCCACCUCCACCGUCUCCAUCCAGGGCUCGGGCAACCACUACCACGCCCUGACUGUGGAGGAGUACGGCGAGGUGGGUGUCGACCCAUCCAUCCUGCCCCCACCCGACCCCUGGAUGGACCAGGUGGAGGGCCCAAUGGAGGUGGUGGGGGAGAGGGGGUCGUUGUGUCCCAGGGACGGGCGCUGGUACCUCAAGCUGCUGCAGGCCGAGAUGGAGCGCAUGGAGGGCUGGUGCAGACAGAUGAAGCAGGAAGAGAUGGAGAACGAGCUGCCGGACGAGAUCCUGGGGAAGAUCCGCAGUGCAGUAGGCAGCGCCCAGCUGCUCAUGUCUCAGAGGUUCCAGCAGUUUCGGGAGCUGUGUGAGGAAAACCUGAACCCCAAUGCCAACCCCAGGCCCAUCUCCCAGGAUCUGGCUGGUUUCUGGGACAUGCUGCAGCUGUCCAUCGAGAACAUCAGCCUAAAGUUUGAUGAGCUGCACCAACUCAAAGCUAACAACUGGAGACCCCUGGACCUCCCCGUGAUAAAGGAGAGACGGUUCGCCCCUCCAGUGCCAAAGAAGCCCCACAGGGGCCACCCUCCCCUGGCCAGGGACCGUUCUCUGGAGAGCUCCGAGAGACAGCGGCUGGAGGCUCGCAAACGCCUGCUGGCCGCCAAGCGGGCCCUCUCGGUCCGACAGAGCUCUGUCACCGAGAGCGCAGCAGACAGUAUUGAGAUCUACAUUCCCGAGGCCCAGACCAGACUAUGAGACACACACAGAUAGAGACAGAGACCCCCC
Messenger RNA from Salvelinus sp. IW2-2015, 1539 nucleotides. Lineage: Eukaryota; Metazoa; Chordata; Actinopteri; Salmoniformes; Salmonidae. The record is from RefSeq and is a predicted model, not a curated record.